AUUGCAUUUCGGGAUUGCGUUACUUAGCAUAUCCAGUUUAUGUGAGAUUAAUCAUUAUUAAGGGAUUGUUAUUACGGCUCAUAUAGCCACUUCUUUGAUGAACAAAUGGUUACCCAUGUUUUUGUCAUCGGACAUAUCAAGCUCAACUGACGUACUUUUAUUGUGUUGUGACAGAUACAUGUAAUCAGCCAACUAUUCAAAUCUCCAACUUAACAUGUUAUCUUGUGUGUAAUAUGUAGAUUGUAAUUAAUAUAAGUUUUAGUGAUCAUAAUGUCUAGCCCAAUAAACAAAUCUAAAGAGUCGAAGGAUUUGAUUGAUUUUGAUUGCGAUUUUAACAGUCCUACUCAUAAGUUUUCGGAGAUACAGUUAAUGUUCGACCCCUUAAUUCCGACCUCUGUUACUUCAGAUAAAAACAAAAGAAAUGGCCAUGUUUUUCUCAAUCCUUAUGCCGAGCCUUCGGAUACCUCAAAUGAAUGCAAAACUGAACAUUCGCCUUUCGAUUUGAUGUUGGAUUAUUCAUCAGGUCCCAUUGGAUCUCAUCUCGUGAAACCAGAUGAAUUACUUCUGCCUCACACAGUAAUGGAUGCUAAUAAUAUUCUUAAAGAUGAAAAUUUCCAUUUAUCAAAUAAAAAGCUUAUUUUUCCAUCGGUUAUGGAUGUGCAAUACGAUACCUGUUCAGCGAAGCCACAAGUUAGCACCAGUUCAGAAAUUGAUUUGAAAGGAAAUCAACAUGAUUUGUUUUCAUUUUCUCAAACUGUUACUCCAUGGUGCCUUCGCAAGAAUGACAAAAAUAAUCCUCAUUGUACAACGAUUAAUCAAGAAGGAUUGUCUUCAACAACACAACUGACUCAUUUUAUUGCUAACAGUCAACCUACAGACGAAUUGAAACUAUUUGUUAGUUUUGUUCAAAGCCUGCGACGGCAAAAGUAUAAUAAGCCAAAUACGUCUACAUUGAUCAGUGAUCUUGAUAGUGAUUCUAAACAAAAUGAAAACAAUUCUGUACCUGUGUAUUCACCUCCAGACACUUGGGCAUAUGAUUGUGUCUAUAGUGAUUCUGUUACAAAUGUAAUGUUAAAAAAUUCGCACACAAGCAUUAAUUUACUUUCGUUAACUUCUAGUUCAGCUGGAUAUCAACAGAUGAAUCCGUUAUGGAAGACAGAAACUGCCGCUUCUAAUGUAUCAUAUAUAUAUCCUAAAUGUAAAGAAUAUUUCGGUUCUCAAAAUAACACUCCUGCUCAUUGGACUAAUACACCACGUUGGUGUAUUCCUCAAUUAGAAGUACGUAUUACAGCGCAUUUAAAUACUGGAAAAAAGUCAUAUCAAAGUUUCACUACAAAUAAUCCAAAUUCAGUCAAUUCAGAAACUACGAAUAAUUCUUCAGUCAAUCCUCGGUUACGUUUAGUUUGUGAUCCUACAUCCACAUUAGUCAAUGAACUUAUGUUGGAAGCACUUGCUAACGAUUUAAUUCCACAAGAAAUUGUUCUGGAUGUCAAUCAUUUUCAAUUACGUCUUCAAGGAAGAGCUGAACUAUUACGACCAGAUGCUCGUUUAUGUGAUUGUUAUCAGGUUCAGCUCUGUCAUCGAUUGGAUCAACCACUGAGAUUAAUUUUAGAACCAAAAGACGUUGAUCAACCAUAUAUAGAAAAAACUUUCAGUACUAAUGAACAAUUCAUUCCUCAGAAUUUCUUCACAAAUAAUCGACCGACACCUACUGAAGAAGAUAUAUUCAUCAGUUAUAGCGUAUUUCAAAAUGCGCUGGAAAAGUUUCGAUCAUGUAUUGUGGAAAAUUAUGCACAAGUGGAUAGUGAAUCAUGGUUAAAAGAUGUUCACUGUGCCAGUUCAAGUUUAUGUCAGUCAGUAAAAGCUGUUUUAGCAGCUGUCUGUUAUGGUAUGGCUUUUUCUGAUGUUAUCAAUGCAUUAGGAAACAUACAAGUGUGUAUAAUGGAUAUUGUAUAUGAUAUUGGUUUAAAUAAUAAAGUAACCGGUUUCAAGCGUCACGAUAAUAAAAAUUUUAACAGCUUUCGUAGUGAUAGUCAACAGGAUACUACACAGGAAAAUUGGUUUUCAUCAUCCUAUAAGCGAAAACAGACUAGGACUUCUCCAACACUUGUAUCCAAUCUUCAGUCCACCCUUAAAAACACAAGCAAAACACUAGUCAAUUUAAAACGUGAUAUAAAGCCGCAAUCAAGAAAGAAGCUACAUAAUUUGAUUUUAUCGUUGACUAAAAAUCUUCUCUGUCAACUAAGUGCAUUUUUUAUAUGGCGUCAAGUUAAUAUCUCAGUAAAUCCUCAAUUAAUUGGGAAUAGUAAUUUUUUAUCCAAUGGUGUAUCGAAUGAAUCAUUUAGUUAUCUGACUGAUAAACAGCUUUAUCAUACCAAAAAUGGACGCCCUAAAGCUAUGCUCAUAACGGAUGAUGUUGAUGGCGAAUUUUUCAAUGAUCGUCAACAGUCUGAACAGAAAAAAGAGGUGAAAAGUUCCAUCGAUUGUUUAGAUGCUAUAGUCGUUGGGCUUAUCGCUAUACACAAUCCUCCGCCACGUAAAACAGUUGGAGCCUAUAAUUCAAAUGUAAUCAGUAACAAUACAACUGUUAAUUCAUCUUUAUCUAGUUCAUCAUCUCCUAGUCAAACCAAUCCUAAUACAUCGUCAACAAGAACAGAUGGCUAUUAUUGUGUGCGUCUUGGUUUAGUGUACGCUGGACGACCACUAAGCAAGGUAUAUCCCAGUGCAUUGACUACUCAUCAUGACAAUAUAAAUGAUAAUCAUUAUAGAUCAUCACCUUAUAAAAAUCACGCGAAGGAAAUUUCUUGGACUAGCAAUCAUUUAUCACGUGACAGUCAAAAUAAAUACACUAGAGAUUAUUUCAUCAGUGAUCCUGGUCGUUAUCAGACAAUUCAGUCCGGUUUUCCUAAAGUUUUACAAUUUGACCAGUGGUUUAAAUUUCCAAGUUUCACUAUUAGUCAACUUCCACGAGAAGCAAUGUUAGCUAUUAGUUUAUUUUGGUGUAAGAAAUUGAAUACGGACAAUUCUGAUGGUUAGUAGAUAUGAUGAGAUAUAAACUAAUAAAUACGAUUUACACAUUUAUAUUUUAUAUUCACUUGAAAUUUUUCUUCAUACAUUUGCGAAACUACGUAUAAUGGUUUGUGAAACCAAUGGUUUAGGGAUUAUCAUGAGAUUUGGGAAAUGUAAAUAGAAUUCCUGGUUAUGUUAUAGUUGCUGCAGUGUCACAAACUGGGAAGAAGCACAGCCCUUUUGAUAUGAAUUCUACUUUAUUGUCCCCACUUAAUGGGGUAACUGAUUGUUGGUGAUGAUCCAGAAAACCCGAAAAAGCCAAAAAAGGACUGAAAACACUGAGAAGCAUCUUAUCCAAUCAGCAUUUGCUAGAACUUUUGCCAGAAACGUCUAGAAAGUGAAAAGUCACAUGUCGAGUUAAUGAUCACCAAUACUUUUACUAUGUUUAGUAGCGUUCAAGAAGUCUCUGGAAACCCAAGGCCAUCUAAAAUACUAUAAAAACCCUAGACUUUCUGUACAUAAAUGAAUCUUUGGAAUAAAACGUUUCUUCCAU
Messenger RNA from Schistosoma curassoni, 3562 nucleotides. The record is from the annotation of a GenBank genome assembly. NCBI's taxonomy places the organism in Eukaryota, Metazoa, Platyhelminthes, Trematoda, Strigeidida, Schistosomatidae.